GGGGAAUCAGGAGGAAGACUGCUCUCAAGAUAAGCUAUUUCCGACAUUUGACUCAAGUGGUUUGUUUAGAUACAGAGCAUUCUGUCUUGAUAACGAAUGUUAAUGUUACAGGAUGAAAAACUUUCAAUCCUGACUUAUUUUCCUUUAGCCACCUCAUCUAUCAGCCUACAAUAGAACUACAAGGAGUGUCAAGUGGAGACAAACAGCAAAGGUAAAGUUGAUAACAAGGAAACCAGCAAGGAGUCGUAGACAGGGUGCCAAGUGAAGACGAACGGAUGUCGGGGAAAAGACAGGAAUUGCAGGAGGCUUUGUGCCAAUACAGCACAGAUACCCUCACCGACAUUAACACAGUGAGUGGAUUCUGUGAGGGGAUCUCUGCAUGGAAGGAUGCAAGGAAGACCGAGUUUAGCAAGCUAGAAGAUAUCAAAGACAAAGCUGCCAAAGUUGACCUGAGCUUCAGCCAUGUUACCAAGUCAGAAACAAAAGCUAAGGCUCUGGGGGAAUAUGUGAAAAGCAAGAUGACCUCCAGUUAUGCAGACAGCAAGCGUGCAGAUCUGGAGACAGAGCUGGCUGCGGUGCUUGCAGACACUCUGAGAGGUUUCGAGGAGCUCGACCGCUUCCUGGAGGCAGUGGAGAAGCUGGCGGUCACCUCACUUCAUGUGUUCAUGGAGGAGAACCAGGUGUUACACCUGCCUCAGGGGAUCAGCCUUGAACAUGUUCGGGUUGUCAUCACCGCUGCACGACAAAUCUGCCCUCUCCUCCUCAAGUUCAAGAGAGAUGCAAGUGUCUUCUUCCUCCCCAAACUUCACAAUGUGGAAGUGCUGUCAUACCAGCUGGACAAAUACACAGAGACCACCUGCAUAAUCUGUGGGGAUUUGGAGAAAAGUAAGCGCCUCCUGAUGACUAAAAAACAUCUGGCAGACGUCAGUGGGAAUCUGUCUGAAGAUGACAUACAAAGAAUUCUUUGUCACAUUAAUCAGCAUUUUGAAAUAAGACUACGUUUCCAGAGAACAGCUACAGAAACUGUGGUGAACCUUGAUGUGGAUUUGUCUGAAGAUGAAAUAGAAAGAAUGCUUGAUCACAUUAAUCAGCUUCGCAAAAUCAGGAUGGACCAGAACUUCAGACUGGUGUUCUUGUUCCAGGAUGUUUCAUGUUCUGUCUUCAUCGAUGAGUUCAAAGAGCGACAACCCAGGAUGCUGCAGUUUCUAACAGACCUGGAGGAGGUCGCUGUUAAACUAGACAGUAUGAAUAAGGGGGCAAAGAUCUCCAGUGUGGCAGGCAGCUCAGUGGGCGCAGCUGGAGGUGUCAUUUCCAUUGUUGGUUUGGCAUUAAUUCCUGUCACAGCAGGAGUGUCUCUAGGUCUGACAAUAGGUGGGGCAACAAUGGGAGGGCUUAGCGCAUUAAACACUAUUGUCACCACCGCCACAGAGAUUGGAGUAAACUAUACAAAAAAAACCAAAGCCAGUGAAGUCUUCCAGAGCUUCAUGGAUGAUGUUCAGAGUCUCCAGGGUUGUCUGGAGGAGGUCAUCAGGAAACAAAUCACAAAAAUGGAGGCAAGUGAGAUGGAUGUGCUUGCAGAAAUACGCAAAGUGAUAAGUAAGGGUCGUGUGAUCAGGAAACUUGUUGAUGUGCUUAUUGAUGCUACCUCUUCUUUGAAGUUAUUUAAAAGUGAGGUGACUGCAAGUGCUGGCGGGGUGGUGAAGGGAGGCACAGCAUUACGUAACGUGCCCAGGGCGGCCUCAGAUGUCCCUGAAAUCACUCAGGCGGCAGUCAAAGGGCCACUUGCUCUUACUAAGUCAGCCAGAGUAGGUUUAAUUGUAACCAAUGCUCUUUUCCUUGGUGUGGAUGUCUUCUUCAUCUGUAAGGAUAGUUACAGUCUGGCCAAAGGCAGCGAGACAGAAGUCUCAAAGUUCAUCAGAGCCAGAGCUGCACUUUGGAGCUCAGAGAUGGACGCAUGGAAGAAGAUCCAUGACUCCCUGUGUGAAGGUCAGAAGACAUCAGAGGAACACCGAGCCGUCCUGGACAAAGCAUUUUAUCCAGAGAGAGCAAUAGAGAGCAACAACUAGAGAAAUCAAAUAUCUGUCACAAGAGGAUGAAAAAAUGAAAUAUAAGUAGGUCUCUGUGGUGAAUUGGUGGUGACUCAAUUUUUUUGUAUCUCAUUUUUUUUUUUUUUCAGUGUAACUCUGAGUAAUAUGACUAAAUCAUGUCUGAUAAUGGAAUCUAACUAAUAUGUAAAUCACUGAUCAUCAGCAUAGAAAAUCAUUUAAAUCUAUCUUCUUAAUCAGCUGUAUUUCUAAUGACAAACAUGAUUCAUUGCGUCUCUGUAUAUUAACUAUUACAUGGUCAGUAUGAGUGUUGUCACGAUGAAGCUUGUCUCAAAACAUAAUGCUCGUGUAUCAUUCAAAAAAAGAUGUGAAAAUAUCUUACUUGCAUGUAUUUUAUAAUCAUUAAAUAUAUCCCUGACUAUUAAGAAAAAAAAUGUUUGUCUCAUAACUAGCACUUAGUUUUUAGAUGUACUUCUUUUUCUGUAUCUGACACAUAGUAGCAGAUGUAUAUUAGUACUUGGAUGGACGUUGAUUUGUGUCAAACAAUGUGGAAUUGUGUUAUCCAAAGCUGUGGUGUCAUUAGAGGUACCUGCUUUACCUUGUCUUUAAGUGACAUUUUUGACUGACUUCAUUUAUAUGAUAUCAAACAAAUAGGGGUGAAAUAAAUGUACUAAA
Molecule: messenger RNA, 2720 nt
Organism: Acanthopagrus latus (yellowfin seabream)
Lineage: Eukaryota; Metazoa; Chordata; Actinopteri; Spariformes; Sparidae
Exons: 6
Coding region: 276-2066 (596 amino acids)
Biological process (GO): lipid transport; lipoprotein metabolic process
Cellular component (GO): membrane; extracellular region
Molecular function (GO): lipid binding
Source: RefSeq, a predicted model, not a curated record